This is a messenger RNA of Aspergillus caelatus, 432 nucleotides long. RefSeq lists its product as uncharacterized. The coding region runs from base 99 to 344 and encodes 81 amino acids. NCBI's taxonomy places the organism in Eukaryota, Fungi, Ascomycota, Eurotiomycetes, Eurotiales, Aspergillaceae. The record is from RefSeq and is a predicted model, not a curated record. The transcript has a single exon.
UUUGUCUGGGCGAUAGAGGCGCUUGUUUAAUUGAGUAAGGCGUUCUGCACUAAUGGUCCCUUGCUUCCUUGCUAAUUUUGCAUUAUUAUCUAUACUACAUGGUCACCGCUUUAUCUCAAAUUGCGUUUAUUAGAUUGAGGUACAUGGCCGGUUUAACUCGUAUUAAGCUGAUGGGCCCUCAAAUCGAGCGUCUCAACCAGUUCUUCAACUCAGUAGAUGGGCCAAGCCGCUCAGAACAAGAUGGUUGUCUGCAACGGUUAAAGAGUAUGAUUUGGGCGAUUGGGGUAAGUUUCAUGAUGUCGUAUAGCGUUUUGUGGCACCUAGGAAGAGGGGUACUGCCAUAGGUUUUUGUCCAGCAUUCAUUUGUGCUUUGAAUAUAGAGCUUUUACCUUCAUUCAGGUUAAAAUACAGGUUGAGAUGGCGUCAGUUCAG